UUAUAUUGAAAAAUAAAAUUAUAAUAAUUAUUCAAAAGAAAAUUUGCUUGUAGUUUUACCGUUUCACAAAAUUAAAAUUAAAUAUAAUCAAAAUUAAGAUACAUAGAAAUAUUUAAAAAAAAUUUUUUAAUAUUGAAUAUGAGUGUCUUAAGUUCACCCCUUAAGGGGUUAAAUUGGAUUAACCUACUGAAAGCUGGAUUCAUUUUUUUUGGAUUAAUUAUAUUAAUAUCGAGUGUAAAUUCAUAUGAAAAAAUCUUAAGUCAUAUAGAAAAACAAAGAUAUGAUGGAUGGUAUAAUAAUCUGGCACAUCCCGAUUGGGGAUCAGUUGAUAGUCAUCUAGUUCGUAAAGCACCACCAGCCUAUUCAGAUGGAGUAUAUGCAAUUGCUGGUUUAAAUCGGCCAUCAACAAGACGUUUAAGUCGUUUAUUUAUGCGUGGUGUUGAUGGUUUAGGUUCAAAAUAUAAUCGUACAGCAAUGUUAGCAUUUUUUGGACAAGUUGUUGCUAAUGAAAUUGUAAUGGCAUCAGAAUCUGGUUGUCCAAUUGAAAUGCAUCGUAUUGAAAUUGAAAAAUGUGAUGAAAUGUAUGAUAAAGAAUGCCGGGGUGAUCGUUAUAUACCAUUUCAUAGAGCAGCAUAUGAUCAAAAUACUGGUAAAAGUCCAAAUGCACCAAGAGAACAAAUAAAUCAAAUGACAGCAUGGAUUGAUGGUAGUUUUAUAUAUAGUACAUCAGAGGCAUGGUUAAAUGCAAUGAGAUCAUUUCAAAAUGGUAGUUUAUUAACAGAUAAAGAUGGUAGAAUGCCAGUUAGAAAUACAAUGCGUGUACCAUUAUUUAAUAAUCCAGUACCGCAUGUUAUGAGAAUGUUAAGUCCAGAAAGAUUAUUUUUACUUGGAGAUCCAAGAACAAAUCAAAAUCCGGCUGUACUUUCAUUUGCAAUAUUAUUUUUAAGAUGGCAUAAUGAAAUAGCAAGACGUGUUAAAAUAAAGCAUCCAGCUUGGAGUGAUGAAGAUAUUUUUCAAAGAACACGACGUUUUGUUAUUGCAAGCUUACAAAAUGUUAUUUUAUAUGAAUAUUUACCAGCUUUUCUUGGUUCUGAAAUUCCACCAUAUGAAGGUUAUAAACAAGAUGUUCAUCCUGGUGUAGGACAUAUAUUUCAAGCAGCUGCAUUUAGAUUCGGUCAUACUUUAAUACCACCUGGUAUUUAUAGACGAGAUGCAAAAUGUAAUUAUAGAACUACACCUAUGGGUUAUCCUGCCGUACGAUUAUGUUCAACAUGGUGGGAUUCAAAUGACUUUUUUGAAGUUUCAUCUGUUGAAGAGGUGCUAAUGGGUAUGGCUUCACAAAUUUCUGAACGUGAAGAUCCAGUUCUUUGUUCAGAUGUUCGAGAUAAAUUAUUUGGGCCUAUGGAAUUUACUCGUCGUGAUUUAGGUGCUUUAAAUAUUAUGCGAGGUCGUGAUAAUGGUUUACCAGAUUAUAAUACAGCAAGAGAAGCUUUUGGUUUACCCAGACGAAAAGAAUGGAAAGAAAUAAAUCCUGAAUUAUUUGCUGCACAACCUGAUCUCCUAAAGCAACUUGUCUCUGCUUACAAUAAUCGUUUGGAUAAUGUUGAUGUUUAUAUUGGCGGUAUGCUUGAAUCAUUUGGAAAACCAGGAGAACUUUUUACAGCUGUAAUUAAGGAACAAUUUACAAGAGUUCGUGAUGCAGAUCGUUUCUGGUUUGAAAAUGAAAAAAAUGGUGUCUUUACCAAGGAGGAAAUCGAAGAAAUACAAAAAAUUACACUAUGGGACAUUAUUAUAAAUAGUACGGACAUAAAUCCGGGUGAUAUUCAAAAAGAUGUUUUUAUGUGGCACGAAGGAGAUCCUUGCCCACAACCAAUGCAAUUAAAUGCUACUAAAUUAGAACCAUGCAGCUAUUUGCAAGGAUACGAUUAUUUUUCUGGAUCUGAAUUUAUGUUUAUUUAUGCUUGUGUUUUCCUAGGAUUUAUUCCGAUUUUGUGUGCAGCUGCUGGUUAUUGUGUUGUAAAAUUGCAAAACAGUAAAAGAAGAAAAUUGAAAAUCAAACAAGAAGCCUUAAGAACUGCUCCAAAUCAUAAAGGUUCUGUUGAUAAAAUGUUGGCACGAGAAUGGUUACACGCAAAUCAUAAACGUUUAGUUACUGUUAAAUUUGGACCAGAAGCUGCAAUUUACACAGUAGAUAGAAAAGGUGAAAAAUUAAGAACAUUCAAUUUGAAAAAUGUUGAUAUGGUAACAGUCGAAGAAUCACAAGCAAAUCAUAUUAAAAAGAAACCAUAUAUACUAUUAAGACAUCCAACAGAUCAUGAUUUAGUUCUUGAAUUAGAGUCAUAUGGUGCUAGAAGAAAAUUUGUAAAAAAACUAGAAGAUUUCUUGGAAUUGCAUAAAAAAGAAAUGUCAUUAGUUGAAAUUAAUCGUGAUAUGAUGUUAGCUAGAGCUGAAACCAGAGAACGUCGUCAAAAACGUCUUGAAUAUUUCUUCCGUGAAGCGUAUGCGCUAACAUUUGGUUUAAAACCAGGAGAACGACGUCGAAGAUCAGAUGCUUCAACCGAUGGUGAAGUUAUGACCGUAAUGAGAACAAGUUUAUCAAAAUCAGAAUUUGCUGCUGCUUUAGGAAUGAAACCAGAUGAUAUGUUUGUAAGAAAAAUGUUUAAUAUUGUAGAUAAAGAUCAGGAUGGUAGAAUUUCAUUUCAAGAAUUCCUUGAAACUGUUGUAUUAUUUUCACGUGGUAAAACUGAAGAUAAAUUACGUAUUAUAUUUGAUAUGUGUGAUAAUGAUCGUAAUGGUGUGAUCGAUAAAGGUGAAUUAAGUGAAAUGAUGAGAUCAUUAGUUGAAAUUGCUAGAACAACAAGUUUAGGUGAUGAUCAAGUAACUGAAUUAAUUGAUGGUAUGUUCCAAGAUGUUGGUUUAGAACAUAAAAAUCAUCUGACAUAUCAAGAUUUCAAAUUAAUGAUGAAAGAAUAUAAAGGAGAUUUUGUUGCAAUCGGUUUAGAUUGUAAAGGUGCUAAACAAAAUUUCUUGGACACAUCGACAAAUGUUGCUCGUAUGACAUCAUUUCAUAUUGAACCAAUGAUGGAUUCACCGAAACGUUGGUAUCAAGAGAAAUGGGAUUGCUAUACAACAUUUUUAGAAGAGAAUCGACAAAAUAUUUUUUAUUUAUUUCUGUUUUAUGUUAUAACAAUUGUAUUGUUUGUUGAAAGAUUCAUACAUUACUCUUUUAUGGCUGAACAUACAGAUUUAAGGCAUAUAAUGGGUGUUGGAAUUGCGAUAACAAGAGGAUCAGCUGCUUCAUUAUCAUUUUGUUAUUCGUUACUCCUUUUAACGAUGUCAAGAAAUCUUUUAACAAAAUUAAAAGAAUUCCCGAUACAGCAAUAUAUUCCUCUUGAUUCACAUAUUCAAUUUCAUAAAAUUGUGGCUUGCACUGCGCUAUUUUUUUCACUUCUACAUACAGUCGGUCAUAUUGUAAAUUUCUAUCAUGUUUCGACUCAAUCGCAUGAGAAUUUAGGAUGUCUUACAAGAGAAGUUCAUUUUGCUUCUGAUUAUAAACCAGAUAUAACGUUUUGGUUAUUCCAAACUGUAACAGGAACAACUGGUGUAAUGCUGUUUACAGUCAUGUGCAUUAUUUUUGUAUUCGCUCAUCCAACAAUUAGAAAGAAAGCUUAUAAUUAUUUCUGGAAUAUGCACUCAUUAUAUAUUUUACUAUAUUUGUUAUCGUUAAUACAUGGUUUAGCAAGAUUAACUGGCCCACCUAGAUUUUGGAUGUUCUUUAUAAUUCCUGGAAUUAUUUAUACAUUGGACAAGAUUGUAUCAUUACGUACAAAAUAUAUGGCACUUGAUGUUAUUGAAACAGAACUUUUACCAUCGGAUGUUAUUAAAAUAAAAUUCUAUCGUCCACCAAAUUUAAAAUAUUUAUCUGGGCAAUGGGUACGUUUAUCAUGUACAGCAUUUCGUCCAUCUGAAAUGCAUAGUUUUACAUUAACAUCAGCACCACAUGAAAAUUUCUUAAGUUGUCAUAUUAAAGCACAAGGUCCAUGGACAUGGAAAUUAAGAAAUUAUUUUGAUCCAUGUAAUUAUAAUCCAGAAGAUCAACCAAAAAUUCGUAUUGAAGGACCAUUCGGUGGUGGUAAUCAAGAUUGGUAUAAAUUUGAGGUUGCUGUUAUGGUUGGAGGUGGUAUCGGUGUAACACCAUAUGCAUCAAUAUUAAAUGAUUUAGUUUUUGGUACAAGUACAAAUCGUUAUUCUGGUGUUGCUUGUAAAAAAGUUUACUUUUUAUGGAUCUGCCCAUCACAUAAACAUUUUGAAUGGUUUAUUGAUGUAUUAAGGGAUGUAGAAAAGAAAGAUGUUACAAAUGUAUUAGAAAUUCAUAUUUUUAUAACACAAUUUUUCCAUAAAUUUGAUUUAAGAACAACAAUGUUGUAUAUAUGUGAAAAUCAUUUUCAACGAUUAUCAAAAACAUCAAUAUUUACUGGUCUCAAAGCUGUUAAUCAUUUUGGUCGUCCAGAUAUGUCAAGCUUUUUAAAGUUUGUUCAAAAGAAACACUCAUAUGUAUCAAAAAUAGGAGUGUUUUCAUGUGGUCCAAGACCAUUAACAAAAAGUGUUAUGUCUGCAUGUGAUGAAGUUAAUAAAACCCGAAAGUUACCAUAUUUUAUUCAUCAUUUCGAAAAUUUUGGUUAAUUAAAUUGUCACUUAGUAAUUUUUUUUUUUUUUUUUUCAUUUUAGUAAUUUUCAUUAAAUUAAAUAUUAUUAUUAUAUAAUUUUAUACCAUAUUAUUAUGUAAAAUAAAAGAUUAAAAUAAAAAAUGUGUUAUUAUUAUUUUUUAAAUUUGUAAGAAAAAUUCAACAAAACAUGUAAAAA
This is a messenger RNA of Condylostylus longicornis, 4863 nucleotides long. It is a transcript of the gene Duox, whose product is annotated as dual oxidase. Gene Ontology annotation, molecular function: calcium ion binding; peroxidase activity; heme binding. The transcript is spliced from 12 exons. The record is from RefSeq and is a predicted model, not a curated record. NCBI's taxonomy places the organism in Eukaryota, Metazoa, Arthropoda, Insecta, Diptera, Dolichopodidae. Gene Ontology annotation, biological process: response to oxidative stress. The coding region runs from base 139 to 4683 and encodes 1514 amino acids.